Molecule: messenger RNA, 819 nt
Organism: Symbiodinium sp. CCMP2456
Lineage: Eukaryota; Dinophyceae; Suessiales; Symbiodiniaceae
Source: the annotation of a GenBank genome assembly
AUGCCACCGCCGUGGCCUCCGCGGUCUGACGAUCAGGCCCUCAGCCACCAGGUCCUGGGCGCAGAGGACGGCCAGGCGAAAGAAGCGACCGGCGCGAGCGGCAUGGGCUACGUCGUCGCCGAGGCCGAGGUGCCUGCAGUGCUGAAGGCACCAUCUCCAGCUCCGGAGCCGAUCCCGGCACGUGUCGUUCCUCAUGACACGCGGUUCGGACAGCUGCUCGAGAAAUUUCGGGACUGCGAGAUCAGGGAAGGCGGCAAGAUGCAAGAUGUGAUCUUAGACAAGUUCUUCGAAGCUUGCGAGCUCUACAGAGAUAUGCUGUCCAAGCUCGGUCGAGCGGCAAGCGUGGUCGUGGGCGACAUCGAGCACAACCUCGGCAAAUCCAAAGCGGUUUACCUGGAAGCUCCAGAGGAGCGCAAGACUUUCACCGCCUACUUGCAGCUGCCGGCUUCUCACCUGGGCAUCGAGAAGAUCACGUGGCUGCUCAGGGGCGUGGAGUUUUUCUUGACCAUGAUCAAGCUGAUUUUCACCCCGGAGUCUGGUGGAAACCCGGCCGUGGAGGCCUAUCAGCAGACCUUGAUGCAAUACCACGGCUGGAUGCUUCAGCAGACCGUGAAGCUUGGCAUGCGGGCCAUGCCCUCGAAGGAGGGCAUCGUGCAGUCCGAGGGCCUCGUGCUAGGCGACGGCGAUGCCUCGCCGGAGCAGAGGAAGGCGCUCUGCGAGCGCGACGCGCCGCCGGCCUCCGCUGCCGGCAUCGAAGUGGUCAAGUGGAUGAUUGAGCUGAUGAAGAUCGAGGGGAAAUGGGACGCCAAGAAAGCUUGA